This is a messenger RNA of Ictalurus punctatus (channel catfish), 1532 nucleotides long. It is a transcript of the gene acta1b, whose product is annotated as actin alpha 1, skeletal muscle b. The transcript has 7 exons. The coding region runs from base 167 to 1300 and encodes 377 amino acids. The record is from RefSeq and is a predicted model, not a curated record. Lineage: Eukaryota; Metazoa; Chordata; Actinopteri; Siluriformes; Ictaluridae.
AAAAAAUCCAAUUGAGCACAUGGACCAUAUUCAAUGGGCGGGAAAUGAAUGUGAUCGGGUAUAAAAGUUUGCCAAGGCCAGCAGUCACUCUGUAGCUGGAACCAGCAGAGGUUUCAUUCUGCACUGAGCUUCAUCUGAGAAGGGCACCACCAAAGAACCUGCCAAGAUGUGUGAUGAUGAUGAGACUACCGCCUUGGUGUGCGACAACGGCUCAGGCCUGGUGAAGGCUGGCUUUGCCGGUGAUGACGCUCCCAGGGCUGUGUUCCCUUCCAUCGUUGGUCGCCCCCGUCAUCAGGGUGUCAUGGUAGGUAUGGGUCAGAAAGACUCCUAUGUAGGUGAUGAAGCUCAGAGCAAGAGGGGUAUCCUCACUCUGAAGUAUCCCAUUGAGCAUGGCAUCAUUACCAACUGGGACGAUAUGGAGAAGAUCUGGCACCACACCUUCUACAACGAGCUCCGUGUUGCCCCUGAGGAGCACCCCACCCUGCUCACUGAGGCUCCCCUGAACCCCAAGGCUAACCGUGAGAAGAUGACACAGAUCAUGUUUGAGACCUUCAACGUCCCUGCCAUGUAUGUGGCCAUCCAGGCUGUGCUGUCUCUGUACGCUUCUGGCCGUACCACUGGUAUUGUGCUGGAUUCUGGUGAUGGUGUCACCCACAAUGUCCCCAUCUAUGAGGGUUAUGCUCUGCCCCAUGCCAUCAUGCGUCUGGAUCUGGCUGGUCGCGAUCUGACUGACUACCUCAUGAAGAUCCUGACUGAGCGUGGCUACUCUUUCGUCACAACCGCUGAGCGUGAGAUUGUGCGCGACAUCAAGGAGAAGCUGUGCUAUGUUGCUCUGGACUUCGAGAAUGAGAUGGCCACUGCUGCUUCCUCCUCCUCCCUGGAGAAGAGCUAUGAGUUGCCUGAUGGUCAGGUUAUCACCAUUGGUAAUGAGCGUUUCCGUUGCCCAGAGACCCUCUUCCAGCCUUCUUUCAUUGGUAUGGAGUCUGCUGGCAUCCAUGAGACUGCCUACAACAGCAUCAUGAAGUGUGACAUUGACAUCAGGAAGGACCUGUAUGCCAACAACGUCUUGUCUGGUGGUACCACCAUGUACCCUGGUAUUGCUGACCGUAUGCAGAAGGAGAUCACUGCUCUGGCCCCCAGCACAAUGAAGAUCAAGAUCAUUGCCCCACCUGAGCGUAAGUACUCUGUAUGGAUUGGUGGCUCCAUCUUGGCUUCCCUGUCCACCUUCCAGCAGAUGUGGAUCACCAAGCAGGAAUACGAUGAGGCUGGACCCAGCAUUGUCCACCGCAAGUGCUUCUAAAUCAACAAUCAUCGUUAUCAUCUGCAUCUAAUCCCCAUAAACCGAGCAUCAGUGGAGCACUCCAUUGGCAAGGGAGAGAUUUAUUUAAAAUGUAUUUUGUAACCCAGUGUUACACAAUGAAUAUACUUCAGUGAAGAUUAAGCAACAUCAAGACAACUGGCAUGCUAUGUCACACAGCAUAAUGUGAAAUGUACAUACAUAUUAAUUUAUUAAAGUCCAUUAUUUGGUAUCA